AUUUACGACUGGUCAACAAAAGCACGUGAUUUCCAAACGCACCCACACCCCCAUAUUUGGCCGCAUACAUAGCAAAAACGAAGUACAGUGCAUUGCUAUAAUUCAUUAAUACAUCAUAAAUCGUAAGGCACGGGGGUGAUCCACAAAUCAAGGCUCCAAAAAAAAAUCACCCAAAUGAGUUCCUACUUUGUGAACUCGUUCUCAGGGCGCUAUUCUAAUGGCCCCGACUACCAUGUGUUAAAUUAUGGCACUGGCGGCAGCAAUGUGAACGGAUCUUACAGGGAGACAGGCAGCAUGCAUUCCACCUCUUAUGGUUACAACUACAAUGGCAUGGACCUGAGCGUCAGCCGGGGAGCCGCUUCCAGCAACCACUAUGCGGACAGCUCAGGAGGCUUCCCAGCCCAAGACAGCAGGUUCACAGGCGCCUCCAGCUGCCCCCUCUCCUCCCCUGAGUCCCAGAGCCACGGGGGAAAGAGCGAGCAGGUCCCCUCCGACCCGGCCACGUCCAGGAGCAGCCACUUCACAGAGGUGGAGGAGACCAGUGCAUCCUCAGAGCCAGAAGACAGCACCCCAAGAAGCAGCACGUCCAGGGCGCAGCCGGAGAGCAGCCCCCAAGGAGCACCCAGCACAGACGGACAGACCCCACAAAUAUUCCCCUGGAUGAGGAAACUGCACAUCAAUCACGAUUUGGCAGGUCCUGAUGGGAAGCGGGCGAGGACAGCCUACACCCGUUACCAGACGCUGGAGCUGGAGAAAGAAUUCCAUUUUAAUAGGUACCUGACCCGCAGGAGAAGGAUUGAGAUAGCCCACACCUUGUGCCUGUCCGAGCGCCAGAUCAAGAUCUGGUUCCAGAAUCGAAGGAUGAAAUGGAAAAAAGAUAAUAAAAUGAAGAGCAUGAGCUUGGCCACAGCUGGGAGUGCCUUCCAGCCCUGAGAGUGGACACCAUGCCCAGGACUCAGCUCCCAAUCCGGGACACCUUUCUUUUUUUGUGUGGCACUUGCUGUGGGGCACCUCUUGGCAUGUCGAGUGUAUAAGGACGCAUUGGUGGCUCCUGCCCAGGAUGACACCCCAUCUCCUCAUCAUUUCUAGCUGUGUUCAGUGCUCUCAGUCGCAGUGAAGUCCUAUAUGUUUGUGACUGUAAAAUCCUGCUGCUUUUUAUGGACUACAUAGCAUGUUGAUCCGAGCUCUUAAAUGUUCUAACUUAUUUAUAACUGAUAAUAAUGAAAACAGG
This is a messenger RNA of Nanorana parkeri, 1231 nucleotides long. It is a transcript of the gene HOXB5, whose product is annotated as homeobox B5. The transcript has 2 exons. Gene Ontology annotation, molecular function: RNA polymerase II cis-regulatory region sequence-specific DNA binding; DNA-binding transcription factor activity, RNA polymerase II-specific. Gene Ontology annotation, cellular component: nucleus. The record is from RefSeq and is a predicted model, not a curated record. The coding region runs from base 175 to 933 and encodes 252 amino acids. Lineage: Eukaryota; Metazoa; Chordata; Amphibia; Anura; Dicroglossidae. Gene Ontology annotation, biological process: anterior/posterior pattern specification; DNA-templated transcription; regulation of transcription by RNA polymerase II.